AUGUAUUAUUGAAAUAAAUUUUAUAAAAAGUUGAUGAGAAAAUGGAAUAUACAUUAAACAACAAUAUAAUUAGUAGACUACUUCGAUUAGCUGAUUUAGCAAUGGAUCGGUUAGAGAAUGGACCAGCAUUUGCUCAUCUAUCAGUUUUAAUAAACAUUGUACCAGAUCUCAAAGAUAGUAUUAAACAAAAAUUCAUUACAUGCCUGUGUUAUUAUGGAAAAGAGCUUGAAGAUGAUGAAUGUUAUUCUGAUAUUUUUAAUUGUUAUGAAAAUGCUUUAAAACUAUUUCCAAAUAAUGAAAUAUUGCUCAAUAAUUUAGGAUCUCAUUUAAUUAGAUUAGGUUACAAUGAAGAAGGUCAAAAUUUUGUUAUGAAAGCACUUGAUAUUAAUGAAUUUUAUUUACCAGCAAUAACUAAUAUUCAAAUUGUAAAUAGUCGCUUUGUUGAACGCUGGCAUUAUAGAAUGUUAAAUGACUCAAAACGUAAUUUAGCUUAUAAAAAAGCUAUUGGCAAUAGAAUAAAUCAAGGUCAUAAAACAGUAUUAGAUAUUGGAUGUGGAUCUCUUAUUUUAAGCUUAUAUGCAGCAGAAUAUCCAGUUGAUAGAAUCUAUGCUUGUGAUUAUUCUAAAAUUAUGUCAAAAAUUGCAUCUGAAGUUUUAACACGAAACAAUUUACAUAAUUUAAUUAAAAUAUUUAAUAUGAAUUCAAAUGAUUUGUGUAUUCCAGAUAAUAUUGAUGAACGAGUUUCUUUAGUUGUUACCGAAACUAUGGAUGCUGGUUUAUUUGGUGAACAUAUUCUCACUACUCUUAAGCAUGCUUGGGAUAAAUUACUUUUACCUCCAAAAUCAAAUGUUAACCCUGAACUACCUCAUGGAUGUGUUAUUCCACAUCACGCAAAAGUAUAUGCAGUUCCUAUUCAAUGUUCUUACGUUCGUAAGAGAAACUUAUUUUAUGGAAAAGAACAGUUAUAUUUUAAACAACUUAAUUUAUGUUCUACUACUAAUGAACCCUAUGACUGUGAAAAAUUAAGCCAAUUGCCUGGAGGUUAUAUUUUUUUAGCUGCACCUCAAGUAGUCAUGGAUAUCAAUUUUAAUGAUCCAAGUCAAAUAAAUAAAUUAUUAAACACUCAAAAUGUAAACAUUAAAAGUAUGAAGUACAGUAUAACUCAGUCAGGAAAUGUAGAUGCUAUUAUUUCUUGGUUUGUUGUUAAUUUGACGGAAGACAUAUCUAUUAAUACAAUCGAUGAAAAAAAUGAAAACUGUUGUUGGGAACAAGCUCUGUUUGUUUCCAAAAGUAAUAGAAGAGUUGAACAAGGAGAUGAGCUCUGUGUAUUACAUAACUGGGAAGACGAUCAUUAUGUUUUGAAAAUAGAUGAUGAAAUUAGCAACCCAAAAUUUAUACCAUUAGAUAAAGAAAUAAUUGCAUUUUUAAAUGAUAUUAAUCAGGUUGAAGGUUAUAUUAAAGCUGCUAAACAGUGGUAUAAAAAUAAUAAAUCUCUUAAAAAUAUAAGAAUUUUGGAUACAUGUCCAUUUCCAAUUUUUGGCAUAGAAAUCCUUUCAUUAGCUACUUCCACUAAUAAUUAUAUUGAUAUUGAAAUUUAUUACAUUGACACAAAUCUGACAGAGAUUAUUGAAAAUCAAAUGUAUACAGAAAAAAUGUUAAAACCAAAUGGAAUUAUUUUGCCAGAAAAAAUUUCAGUAAAAUGUCAAUUAGUCAAUUCAAAAUGGUUACCACAUGUUAGUAAAGUAAAUGAAAAUAAUAAUAGUUGUAAUCCUCUUAUUCGAGAUUUAAUAAAUACCUAUAGUGUUAAUCAUCAUUUAGAUGUAUUCAGACAUUUAGUGACAGAUAUCUGUCUGUCAGAUUGUAAGACAUGUUUAACGUUAUUACCUAAACAAUUAUCACAGGAAAUGUCAUUACUUAAGAGUAUUCCAAUCAUAGCUAAUGGAAAAUUAAAUACGAUCUUGUAUUACUUUAAAAUAUUUAUUUAUAACAACUGUAAUGUUUCUACAGCAAAUGAAAAUUCAUAUUUAAAUCAGUGUGCUUUUCUUAUUGAAAAUGCAAUAAAUGUUUAUUCAGGAAACGAGGUGAAAAUAAAUACAAUGAUUAACAAUGGCCAUUUGCUUUUAACUGUGGAUAAAAAAUAAUACAAAAUCUUAACUAUUUAUAAAAAACUUAAUACAUUUUAUUGUAUAAUA
Molecule: messenger RNA, 2192 nt
Organism: Melanaphis sacchari
Lineage: Eukaryota; Metazoa; Arthropoda; Insecta; Hemiptera; Aphididae
Product: protein arginine N-methyltransferase 9-like
Exons: 9
Coding region: 42-2141 (699 amino acids)
Biological process (GO): peptidyl-arginine methylation
Molecular function (GO): protein binding; protein-arginine omega-N monomethyltransferase activity
Source: RefSeq, a predicted model, not a curated record